This is a messenger RNA of Oryza brachyantha (malo sina), 2220 nucleotides long. Its product is annotated as probable beta-1,3-galactosyltransferase 2. Bases 425 to 1642 code for a protein of 405 amino acids. The record is from RefSeq and is a predicted model, not a curated record. The transcript has 11 exons. Gene Ontology annotation, molecular function: hexosyltransferase activity. Gene Ontology annotation, cellular component: Golgi membrane. NCBI's taxonomy places the organism in Eukaryota, Viridiplantae, Streptophyta, Magnoliopsida, Poales, Poaceae.
CAGUGGCGAAUAAAUCUGGAGCAGCGCCACCACCAAAGAUCCCUUCCCUCCUCCGGACUCCACUCCUGCGACUCCGCCCGCGCACGCACGCAGUUGGUGCGUCCUUUCUCUCGUCUCCAUCUCCACCUCCUGCUUCUCCUUCACCCCAAAGGCACCAGCCAGUGGCGCCAGCGGCAGGCAGGAGCAGGAGGAGGCGGCUUCACGAACCCAAGAAUCUUUCAUGCCACACAGGCUCGGAGAAAAAAUCGUGACUUGAUCUUCACAAAAGUGAGCAGCGGCAAGAGGAGGGGCCAUGUCUUUAGUGGUGCUGGGAUUGGGGCUUCUUGGCGUGCGAUCAUGAGGUCUCGGAGGUCGGAAGAGAGGAUCCAGAGGUGAGGGAACGAACCCGGCCGGCCCGGUUGGAGAGGGAGGAAGGAGGAAGAAGAUGAGCUUCAACAAGAGCAGGGGAGCGGCGGCGCUGGGCGGAGGCGACGAGCUGGUGCUGAGGGGCACCAUCUCCAAGAAAUGGACCUUCCUGCUCUGCCUCGGCAGCUUCUGCAUCGGCCUCAUCUUCACCAACAGGAUGUGGACAAUGCCAGAACCAAAAGAGAUCAUAAGAAGGUCGGCCCUAGAAGUGAACAAGAUGAACCUUGUGUCCGGUGACUGUGCUCAGAGCAGUAUUGCGGAGCAAAAAGAUAUAAUUGGAGAGGUCCCAAGAACUCAGGAUGCUAUACAGGCACUGGACAAAACAAUAUCAAACUUAGAAAUGGAGUUAGCAUCGGCAAAGGCCUCACAGGAGGAGUCUGAGCUCAAUGGUGCGCCACAAUCUGAAUCUACGGGGAAACGACGGUACUUCAUGGUCAUUGGCAUCAACACCGCAUUCAGCAGCCGGAAACGGAGAGAUUCAGUUCGUGCGACGUGGAUGCCUCAAGGUGAGAGAAGAAGGAAGCUCGAGGAAGAAAAGGGAAUUAUCAUUCGGUUCGUCAUCGGUCAUAGUGCAUCAUCUGGUGGGAUACUUGAUAGAGCUAUUGAUGCAGAAGAUAGGAAACAUGGUGACUUCAUGAGAUUGGAUCAUGUUGAAGGGUAUCUUGAAUUGGCUGCAAAGACAAAAUCAUUUUUCGUGACAGCCUUAUCCACGUGGGAUGCAGAGUACUACAUUAAAGUGGAUGAUGAUGUACAUGUAAAUAUAGCAACUCUUGGUAACAUAUUGGCUAAGCAUCGAUCGAAGCCUCGAGCAUACAUUGGUUGCAUGAAAUCUGGUCCAGUCUUGGCUCAGAAGGGUGUAAGAUACCAUGAACCCGAGUACUGGAAAUUCGGCGAAUGGGGGAACAAGUACUUCCGUCAUGCAACCGGUCAGUUGUAUGCAAUCUCCAAGGAUCUGGCUUCUUACAUAUCAAUCAACCAGCAUGUCCUCCACAAAUACGCUAAUGAGGAUGUGUCAUUAGGAGCAUGGUUCAUCGGUCUAGAUGUCGAACACGUCGAUGAUCGCAGGCUUUGCUGCGGUACACAACCAGAUUGCGAAUGGAAGGCACAGGCAGGCAAUGUAUGCGCUGCGUCGUUCGACUGGAGCUGCAGCGGCAUCUGCAAAUCAGCGGAUCGGAUGAAGGAGGUCCAUCAACGGUGUGGGGAGAACGGCAGCGCCAUCUGGAAUGCAAAGUUCUGAACUGAAUAAUGAUGCCAAAAAUUACUUUGAAUUCUUGAAACAGGCAGCACACACAUAUAUAUAUAUAUAGAUACAGACACAGCUCGUGAUUCAACAGAAUGUGAGUAACCAUCUGAGCGAGAGGAAUCCCUGAAGAUGACGAAUGGCAGAACAGUCAAUUUGUGGCAGGUUCAGAGAUCAUUUCAAGAGCAUGGGAUGACUGUACAGCCAAUUGUUCAAGCUACCAGAAGGAUGGAUUCGUCUUCUGCAUUUCUUUUCUUGUUUCCUCUUAUUUUCUUGGUUUUUCUCAGUAGGUAUUGUAUUGUUUUAGGGGAUCUUUUCUGUUUUGUUGUUGAGAAGAUCCCCACAGAUUAGCCAUAAAGAUGGAGAAGGUGUUGAAGAAAAGAGGGAAAGGAGAGGGAGAUCGAGAGGGGUCUCCCCCCACCAUUCUUGGAAAGAUGAUCAUCAGUGUUCUGAUUAAUUUCUCUCAAAUAACAUAAUAAGAAGCUCUUCUUCUCUCAGGGUGUUAUCUCCUUUUCCUUUCAGCAGUAACUCUUCCGAUGUAUAUAUUCAACUUCAUAACACACUUUGUCCAAAUC